UUGUUAAUUUGUGCCAUGAAUAUAUAUAUAUAUAUAUAUAGUUGUUUUUGGUUGAUUAUUAAGAAUAGUGACCUUGAAGAGCUCAGAGAAUUGGGUUCUGGAACCUUUGGUAUCUUCUACCAUGGAAAGUGGAGGGGCAUUGAUGCUGCAAUCAAACGAAUCAAUGAUAGGUGUUUUGCUAGGAAGCCUUCAGAACAGGAGCGGAUGAGAAAUGAUUUCUGGAAUGAGGCCAUCAACCUCGCUGACUUGCACCACCCAAAUGUGGUAGCUUUUUAUGGCGUUGUACUUGAUGGCCCGGGAGGUUCUGUGGCAACCGUGACAGAGUUUAUGGUUAAUGGUUCUCUUAGAAAUGCCUUGCAGAAGAAUGAGAAGAGUUUGGACAAGUGCAAACGUCUAUUGAUUGCAAUGGAUGUGGCAUUUGGAAUGGAGUACCUGAUGGCCCGGGAGUAG
Rosa chinensis is the source of this 450-nucleotide messenger RNA. Its product is annotated as tyrosine-protein kinase TXK-like. Gene Ontology annotation, cellular component: cytoplasm. Gene Ontology annotation, molecular function: protein tyrosine kinase activity; ATP binding. The transcript is spliced from 3 exons. Gene Ontology annotation, biological process: protein phosphorylation; signal transduction. The coding region runs from base 16 to 450 and encodes 144 amino acids. NCBI's taxonomy places the organism in Eukaryota, Viridiplantae, Streptophyta, Magnoliopsida, Rosales, Rosaceae. The record is from RefSeq and is a predicted model, not a curated record.